This is a messenger RNA of Nicotiana tabacum (common tobacco), 910 nucleotides long. RefSeq lists its product as uncharacterized. Gene Ontology annotation, biological process: response to water deprivation; response to abscisic acid; cold acclimation. Lineage: Eukaryota; Viridiplantae; Streptophyta; Magnoliopsida; Solanales; Solanaceae. The record is from RefSeq and is a predicted model, not a curated record. Gene Ontology annotation, cellular component: cytosol.
UUUCUAAACAAGAAAGAAGUACUGAUAUCCGUUUUAUUCCAUCUCCCUUUCAAUUAUCUUUGAAUAUAUAUCGUGAGAAUAUGGCAGACUUACGUGAUGAGCAUGGAAAUCCAAUUCAGCUGACAGACCAAUAUGGACACCCGGUUCAGCUGACCGAUGAGCAUGGUAACCCCAUGCACCUUACUGGGGUUGCCACUACUGCCGGCUCUGGUGUUGCUCCGACGACUGUUGGUGGAAUACUGCACCAGAAGCCAGAGUCAGAGCAACAACAGCAGCUGCGAAAAGAACAGCAACAACAAGAGGAGAAACAACAACAGGAGGAGAAAGAGCAGGAGGAGCUCCACCGGUCCGGCAGUUCAAGCUCUAGCUCUUCAGAGGAUGACGGACAAGGUGGGAGGAGGCCGAAGAAGAAAGGUCUGAAAGAGAAGAUAAAGGAGAAAUUAACCAUUGGGAAGCACAAGGAGUCGAAGGAGGAAGAACAAUACAAACACAGUACGGGAACGACAACAACAACGAGUGCGAUGUCUACUAGUACUGCACCAGAGCACCAUGAGCAUGAGAAGAAGAGUAUGAUGGAGAAGAUAAAGGAGAAGUUGCCUGGUCACCAUAAUCAUAAUCAUUAGAUCCAAUAAAAGUAGUUAAGUGGAAUUAUGAAAAUAAGAAUGUUGUAUUUGUGUGGGAAUUAAGUUAUCCUUUUAUCUUAUAUGCAUGGUAGUGGGUUUUCGCUUAUGGGUAUAUACUGUAGCAGUUUAUAGCAUAUGCUUGCUUGGUUGAUCGUAGAACAGGUGGUGGUGUAAGUUUAAGAACAAAAACUGAAAGUAUGUUCUUUUCUAGGUAUUUUAAGGGUCUUGUCUUUGUUGCUUUCAAUUCUUCUAUGACUGUCAAUGUUAGCUGCGUUUUGUUGUCUCCA